UCAGUAUUAUUUAUAUUAUACAGUCUUUUUCUCGUCUUUAUCAAGGGUGUCAAUAAUUAUGGACCUGAUUGUAUUUAUGUAAGUACUUCACAACUGCCCCUUAGAACCAGUCCCCAGGCAGGCUAAGUGGAUAACUGUUCCUCCGUAGCAAUGCAGAGUAAAUAUUAUUAUAAACCAGGUGGUUCGAGCCAUGAAUGCUGAUUGGCUGCAUCCGUAGUCCCCAGGCAGGCUAAGUGGAUAACUGUGAUUGUAGACUGAUGUAUCUUGUCGUCAGGUUUCAGUCUAUGAGUGGAGCAGUCUGGAUCCUGUGUGCACUGUGACUUCCGGAUUCGUUCUUGUGGAAGGAGGAAGUGCUGAGGUCAUCCACAAACAGCCAAUCACAGCCUUGCUGGCGGGGUGUGGGCGCGGGAGUUGUACCCGCCUCACCUGUCUCCUGACCUUUCACCUUGAGGACGUCAACAGCCAGCAAGGUCCCAUUAACCACCUCUUCCUCAGCUCGCCCAAAAAUGCCCAGGGGAUGCUGAGACCCAACACCACAGCCGAGGUGCAGCAGGACCAGAUGGGAGGAUACACCGUGACCCUGCAGUCCUCUGCCGUAGCGGCCUUCGUAUGGCUAGAUGUUGAGGACGUCCCAGGACGAUUCAGCACCAACGGAUUCCUCAUGGUCACCAGGAACAGAACAGUCACCUUUAACCCCUGGGGUCCCACCAGUACCCAGCAGCUAGCCCAGGCCCUGACUGUUACGUCAUUGAGAGAUGUGUACUGACUAUCUUGCGUAUGAAAUGGCAUCCUAUAACCUACAUAGUGCACUACUUUUGACCAGAGCUCUAUGGGUUGUACACUAUAUAGGGAAUAGGGUGCCAUUUUGGACAUACUUACUGAACCACUACCCAGGAGUUAACCCAAACCCUCUCCCUAACCUCUCUGAGAUGAGUACUGAGACCCUCUCUCUGAGAUGAGUACUGAGACCCUCUCCCUAACCUCUCUCUGAGAUGAGUACUGAGACCCUCUCCCUAACCUCUCUCUGAGAUGAGUACUGAGACCCUCUCACUAACCUCUCUCUGAGAUGAGUACUGAGACCCUCUCCCUAACCUCUCAG
Messenger RNA from Salvelinus sp. IW2-2015, 1099 nucleotides. The record is from RefSeq and is a predicted model, not a curated record. Lineage: Eukaryota; Metazoa; Chordata; Actinopteri; Salmoniformes; Salmonidae.